AUGCGCUUCCUUUGCCUCCACGGCGCAGGUACCAACGCCGAAAUCUUCGAGAUCCAAUCCGGUGGCAUCUCCUACGACCUCGCUAAAUAUGGCCAUACGUUUAAAUACUACGAUGGCUGCAUGGAAGCCGAAGUUGAGCCUCGUACAUCUCCCCCCGCCCUCCACACCAAAGAAAAGAUUCGGAAGCUAAAGGGCCUCUUUACUGGCCCCUUCUACAACCACUAUCCUCGUGACCGCGCACCGGGCGAAUAUCUCGCCCCCGCAAUGAAGCACGUCUACGAUAUCAUCGAGCGUGAGGGUCCUUUCGACGCCGUCAUGGGAUUCUCGCAAGGUGCUGCCCUGGCAUGCGCUAUGAUUGUACACCAUGCGAAGACACAUCAAGAGCCUCUGUUCAAGGUCGCCGUGUUUAUCUGCGGUGCUGCGCCGUUUGACAGCACGGGGAAUGAGGUCAUCCCUGACACUUCGGCUGAGGGCGAGUAUCCGGUCAAGAUCCCCACGGCAAAUAUUGUGGGAAAGCAGGAUGAGCUGUAUCCCUCUAGUAUGCAUUUGUCCAGGCUGUGUGAGCCGAGUAAGAUGAGCUUCCAUGAUCACGGGUCGAAGCAUAUGGUGCCGUUUGAUGUGGAGAAUACUAAUGCUAUGGUGGCUGCUAUUGAGGCUACGGUUCAGAAGGCUUUGAGGGGAGAGUAA
Messenger RNA from Aspergillus costaricaensis CBS 115574, 687 nucleotides. Its product is annotated as DUF341 family oxidoreductase. Gene Ontology annotation, cellular component: nucleus; cytoplasm. The transcript has 4 exons. The record is from RefSeq and is a predicted model, not a curated record. NCBI's taxonomy places the organism in Eukaryota, Fungi, Ascomycota, Eurotiomycetes, Eurotiales, Aspergillaceae. The coding region runs from base 1 to 687 and encodes 228 amino acids.